AUGCAGGAACUAUUGAGGAAGUUAGUCGGAGACAUAAGUUUAGGUAAUCUUGCUGACCUUCAGACUAAGUUGGAGAUAGACAUAGGUAAUCUUGCUGACCUUCAGACUAAGUCGGAGAUAGACAUAAGUAAUCUUGCUGACCUUCAGACUAAGUCGGAGAUAGACAUAGGUAAUCUUGCUGACCUUCAGACUAAGUCGGAGAUAGACAUAAGUAAUCUUGCUGACCUUCAGACUAAGUUGGAGAUAGACAGAAGUAAUCUUGCUGACCUUCAGACUAAGUCGGAGAUAGACAUAAGUAAUCUUGCUGACCUUCAGACUAAGUCGGAGAUAGACAUAAGUAAUCUUGCUGACCUUCAGACUAAGUUGGAGAUAGACAUAAGUAAUCUUGCUGACCUUCAGACUAAGUCGGAGAUAGACAUAAGUAAUCUUGACACCAAUCCAAUAUUCCUGUUCAGCAAAAGUACAAUAGAAGCCAUGACACCCCCCUCUCCUAGUGUUCAUUAUGGAUCAGAUGUAGACAUUCACAGCCAGGUUGAGGGAUCACUGCUGCUACCCCCAGCAUAUGCUACUGUUGUCUCCAGGGCUCAACUGGCUCUGCAAAUUCAUGAUGUAGACAAAGAAGAAAUGAAAGCAUGUGAGAAACUAGUUCAUGACCAGCAUCUUCAGCAACAAGGUUGGGCUGCUGUAGUGGCUAAUCUGGAGGACAUCACCAGUGCUCUUCGUCAGAGAUCUGAGAUAUUCAUGACAGCAUACCACGAGUACCUAUGUCAGAGAGAGGACUACAGAGAAACACUAUCAAGUGUGAUCAGUUCCCUGCAGCUGUUGAGUAAGAUCCCAGUGCUGCCAGUGUUGUUGAGUGGGGUAUCUUUUCUCUCUGAGUGUUCCACGGGUCUGGUCGGGUCCAGUGAGGACAAUAAUGGUAGUCUGUAUGACUGGAUAAGCUCUCAGGAUCCUCAACAUAACUUAAAUGACAUGGUGGAUCAAUGUAUGAAGGCCACAGAACAGUUAGACCCACGUAUCCAGGAAUCUCUGACCACGGAGGUCCAGAGCACCCUGAAACAGGUGGACAACAUUAGUAUGAAGGAAGUGAAGGGCCUGGAAGAUCGUCUGUAUGGACUUGACCAGAUGAUGUCUGUAGCACGUCGCCUAGUCCAGGAGCAGUCGGAUAUGGCACAGGGUUUAGUUCAGAAUCAGAGCCGAGUCAGUAAUCUACGUGACAAGUCUAUCCUACCUGACCUCUGCUCUAGUCACAAGAAACAACUGCUGGUCAUGGUAAACAACCACAAAAUGCUCCGAGACAAAAAGAAAAAAUGCAAAAUGGCGAAGGAAGAACUAGCUGUGAAUCUCCAUACACGGCUAAGAUGGGUAAUGUGGGUUGAGAAAAUGAUCUGUGAUGUGGAUGGAAAGCUCAUGAUUUACCAUGAAAACCUAAAGAGACUGAGGAAGCGUUUGGACAUUCUGCAACAGAUUUAUGAGGCCCCUCGAGUGUAUGCCCAGCUUGUGGUGGAAGUAGUCCGCAGAAAAAAGUUUGCCUCUUUCUUCACAAAGUGGGCAGCAACUGUAGCAGAUGACUUUAAUUCUGUUCACUCAGAGGAGGUAAAACGCAGACAGAGUUUUCAAAGUGAAGUUGGGCAUCACUUCCUACAGACACUGUUCCAGGGUCUAGAUGAUGUCCCUGUCACUGUUAUUAAUAAGACACCAUCAGAUUUUGACCAGAACUUACCAAACAUCACGUCUGAUGACAUCACCAUGCUGAAAGAGGCCGUGCCUGAGCUGGCAGAACAGCUUAAGGUACCAUUAGAGGCUGCUCUACCACCAGGUACCACAGACAUUACAAAAAGCAAAUUUCCUCAGCUGUUUAAACAUAGCUCUAUAGUCACAUCAGAGAUUGAAAUCAUCCACAGUGUGGAUGAUCAGUACCUGACUUGUGACCGAGAUAGUGUUUCUCUUGGUGAACAAGUGGCUAAUUCUGAACUGGAUGCAAACCUUGUGAUCAAAAGUGAUAAUGACACUGACCAAUUAAAACCCGAACUUUUAAUGCCCAGAAGUCUUUCAGAAGACCUCACGCAGCAAAUGAAAGGGGAGGGUAGUGAGGAUUCAAACGAGGGUACUGUGGCUAGUGGAGGUACUGCUGUGACAAGCUUGCCAGUCAAAGGGCAACAAGUGAUGCUGAAAACCUCUGGGGAGGCUUCAGGAGCCUCUACUUCAUCUGGUGAGCAAAUUAAGUCAACUGGGAGUGAUUCAUCUGGACAAGAGAAUGCUCAAAACAGUGGUGAGGAGAAAAGUGGUGAGAGUUCAGGGCGAAAAAUAACACCAAGACGCAGGCAAGGGGCAGAAUUGUCUCCUGACAUGGAAACAUCUCAGGAGUUCACUACAGCUGAUUUCUAUAUUGAAGAUUCAAUGCCUUCAUCUAUAGCAGACUCACCGCCAACUUGUUCUAAACCAAGUACAGUUAAACCUAGCAGUGAAAAACUCCUAGAAAACAAGGCAGCUUACGUAGAGAGACUGGAGAAGGAAAAUGUUGAGUACAAGGCUAGGGACACUGUUGUAUCUUCUAAACUUAAAACUUUUCAGGAAUAUGUAAGUGUACACUUACCACAGAUGAAAUCAUCUUUAAGUUCAUUUCAAACAACAUAUGUGAAUAGCAAAUUAGAAUUUCAAGAUGAAUUUGAAUCCAAUAAGAAAAAAAUACUUGAAACUUUACAACAGUUUGAUGCACAUAGAAGUGAAGAAGAGAGGAUUAACAUAGAAAAACACAUUGCUGAUGCAGAGAAAAUCAGAAAUGAAUUGGAGGAACAACUCAAACAAUCCAAUCAACAAAUAUCAGAACAAAAAGCAGAAGUGGAAACUCUACAGCAGGCUUUGGUUAUUGCGAAGGAGGAUGUUGCAUUAGUGAGAAAAACAUUGGAAGAAAAAGUAACAGAGUUAAGAUAUCAACUGUCAGAAAUAAAGAUUGUAAGUGAAAGUGACAAGGGUAGGAUAACAGAACUCGAAAGUCAGACAGAAUCUUUGAAAGAACAAUCAAAUAUGGUACAAGAAAAAGCAAAACAAGAGAAAGAAAAGCUGGAAAAUGAUUUAACUGAGGCAAAAAACACAUACCAAACAGAAAUUUCUGAACUAACAAAGCAGCACUCUUUAGAAAUGGAGGUAGAGCUAGACAAACUCAGGGCAGAAAUUCAGUUACAGAUUGAUGAACUCGAAAAGAUAGUUACUGAAAAAGAAAACUUGCUGAAGGAAAAAGAAUCAAUGUUGGAGAAAGCUGAGAAAGAAAAAAUCCUAUUGGAAGAGAAAAUGAUGGCAAAAUUCCAAACUGAAAAAGAUGGCAUAACUAAAAUUAUGGAAGAGGAUUUUAAAGAAAGAAUGAAAAAACAAAUUGAGGAAGAAAAGGAAGCAUUAUCAAAAAAAUUUCAUAAUGAAAAAGAAAACCUUCUUGAGGAACAUAAAAGUGGUAUAGAAAAUUUAUCAAAACAGUUUGUGUCAGAAAAGGAAGAGGAGGUGGAAAAAUUAAAAAAAGAAUUGGAAGAAAAAUUUCAGAGAAGUGAGACAAGCAUAAGAAUUCUAUUAGAAAAUGAAAAAGAUGCAGAAUUAGAGAAACAAAAAAAUAUCCUGUCAGAGGAUUUCAAGAAAGAACUUGAAACUAUCAGAGACAAGUUACUUGAGGAGAAGGCAACAAUAGCAUUAGAACUGAAUACAAUCCGUGACAAAGUGGUUGUACAGAGAGAGUCACAGACCGAAGUAAAGGAGAGUAAACCCCUCUCUGUACAAACAGAACCAGCUCAAGUGACAGGACAGGAGACACAGACUAUAGUACAAGAGGUAACACAGUCACAGUCACAGACAGACAAAACCCAACUCUCUCAGCAACAAAUCCAAACAGAAGUAUUUGAGGGUACACACAUGGAGUCUCAGACAGAAGCCACACAAGUGAAAACUGGUGUAUCACAGACAAAAACUGUUGUACUAGCCCAAGGGGGGACGCAGACAAAAACUGUUGUACUAGCCCAGGGGGGGACACAGACAACUGUAAAGGAAUACCUUCCCAAAGAGGCUCAAACCAAAGUACAGAGCUAUGCCCAAGGUGAAGCACAAACAGAUCUCAAAGCCAUGGAGAAACAGACCAACUCACCAGAGGGGCUGCAGCUGGUUGGCAAUGUCUUAAGUAGAGAGGAGCAUGAAGAUGUAGUUAGAGAAGUUGAACGGCGUCUACAGAAACAGCAGGAUCAGGCUGUGGUCAAGGUGAGAUUAGAUGUAGUCAGAGAAGUAGAGAGAUGUCUACAGAAACAGCAGUAUCAUGCUGUGGUCAAGGUGAGUUUAGAUGUAGUCAGAGAAGUAGAGAGGUGUCUACAGAAACAGCAGGAUCAUGCUGUGGUCAAGGUGAGUGUAUAUGUAGUCAGAGAAGUAGAGAGGUGUCUACAGAAACAGCAGGAUCAGGCUGUGGUCAAGGUAAGUUUAGAUGUAGUCAGAGAAGUAGAGAUGUGUUUACAGAAACAGCAGGAUCAGGCUGUGGUCAAGGUGAGUUUAGAUGUAGUCAGAGAAGUAGAGAGGUGUCUACAGAAACAGCAGGAUCAGGCUGUGGUCAAGGUGAGUUUAGAUGUAGUCAGAGAAGUAGAGUGGUGUCUACAGAAACAGCAGGAUCAGGCUGUGGUCAAGGUGAGUUUAGAUGUAGUCAGAGAAGUAGAGAGGUGUCUACAGAAACAGCAGGAUCAGGCUGUGGUCAAGGUGAGUUUAGAUGUAGUCAGAGAAGUAGAGAGGUGUCUACAGAAACAGCAGGAUCAGGCUGUGGUCAAGAUAACAGGCAAUCGUAUAUCUAACCUGCCUGAGCCAGAUGCGAAUGGUGGCCAGUUGCGAGUUGGUCGAUGGCCAGAUGGAGGCCAAACAGUGGCCAAACGGUGA
Messenger RNA from Ylistrum balloti, 4893 nucleotides. RefSeq names its product RB1-inducible coiled-coil protein 1-like. The record is from RefSeq and is a predicted model, not a curated record. Gene Ontology annotation, molecular function: protein kinase binding; molecular adaptor activity. The coding region runs from base 1 to 4893 and encodes 1630 amino acids. Gene Ontology annotation, cellular component: phagophore assembly site membrane; extrinsic component of membrane; Atg1/ULK1 kinase complex. The transcript is spliced from 15 exons. Gene Ontology annotation, biological process: autophagosome assembly; autophagy of mitochondrion; reticulophagy. NCBI's taxonomy places the organism in Eukaryota, Metazoa, Mollusca, Bivalvia, Pectinida, Pectinidae.